ACAUCCUCAUCAUGGUCAACCUCAGGAGUCAAAAGCGUCUCGCCGCCUCUGUCCUCGGCGUCGGAAAGAGGAAGAUCUGGUGUGACCCCGCCGAGCAGAACGACAUUGCCAAUGCCAACUCUCGAGCCAACAUCCGAAAGCUCAUCAAGGAUGGCCAGAUCAUCAAGAAGCCCGUCGUUGGCCACUCCCGAGCCCGCACUCGUGAGCUCUUGGCUGCCAAGCGUCUCGGCCGACACACCGGUACCGGUAAGAGGAAGGGUACUGCUGAAGCCCGUAUGCCCACCAAGGUGCAGUGGAUGAGGCGCCAGCGUGUCCUGCGCCGACUGCUACGAAAGUACAGGGAGGCCGGAAAGAUUGACAAGCACCUCUACCACGAGCUGUACCUCAAGUCGAAGGGUAACGUCUUCAAGAACAAGCGAGUCCUGAUGGAGCACAUUCACAAGGCCAAGGCCGAGAAGGCUCGCUCCAAGCACCUUGCCGACCAGAUGGAGGCCCGCCGUCUGCGAAACCGCAACAUGCGCGACCGCCGACAGCAGCGACUCAACGAGAAGCGAGCUGCCAUCACUGCCGUGGAGCACGAGGAGGAGAAGAAGUAAAGGAGGAGGGGAAAGAGGCACCAUUGAUGGCGCAGGAAAGGGAUCAUGCAGCGAGUGGGCGUAUUCAUUACUCCCCCUUCUAUACAACCUCGCUUCUGGCUCUUUGUUCUACGCUAUUCACUUUACCAUCCCACUCUUACCUACCUACGACUCUUUGCUCUUCGCUCUCUCUUCUUGUACUUUGUUUCAGCGGCUUCUCUCACCCAUCGAU
Messenger RNA from Microstroma glucosiphilum, 807 nucleotides. RefSeq lists its product as hypothetical. The transcript has 2 exons. Gene Ontology annotation, biological process: translation. Gene Ontology annotation, cellular component: cytosolic large ribosomal subunit; ribosome. NCBI's taxonomy places the organism in Eukaryota, Fungi, Basidiomycota, Exobasidiomycetes, Microstromatales, Microstromataceae. The record is from RefSeq and is a predicted model, not a curated record. Gene Ontology annotation, molecular function: RNA binding; structural constituent of ribosome. Bases 12 to 596 code for a protein of 194 amino acids.